Messenger RNA from Brassica rapa (field mustard), 1238 nucleotides. Its product is annotated as phosphomannomutase. Lineage: Eukaryota; Viridiplantae; Streptophyta; Magnoliopsida; Brassicales; Brassicaceae. Gene Ontology annotation, biological process: mannose metabolic process; protein N-linked glycosylation; GDP-mannose biosynthetic process. Gene Ontology annotation, cellular component: cytosol. Gene Ontology annotation, molecular function: phosphomannomutase activity. The record is from RefSeq and is a predicted model, not a curated record.
AAAACACUUUAUCUGAAUCUUAAGAAAUGUUGUAAUGGUUACACUUAAAUUCAACCAUACUAUAGCAUCUAGAGAAAUAAUGAUUUUAAUGCGUCACGAUUAUUUUACCAACCAAUCACAGAUCUCUAGGACAAAAAGUAAGGACCAUAUAUUAAGCGACACUCUUUCGUUAAGAUCAGAUCGGUCCACUCGUUUAUAUUAUUCACAUCUUCUUCCGCCAUUAUCAUCAUCUUCCUCCACUUUCAAAUCUCUUCAUCCUUCAAUGGCGGUCAAAAAGCCCGGAGUGAUCGCGUUGUUCGACGUCGACGGUACUCUCACUGCUCCAAGGAAGGAAGCUACUCCAGAAUUGCUCGAGUUCAUCCGAGAAUUGCGCAAGGUGGUUACUGUUGGAGUCGUCGGUGGAUCUGAUCUAAGCAAGAUAUCUGAGCAGCUUGGCAAAACAGUCACUACCGACUAUGAUUAUUGUUUCUCUGAGAAUGGCCUUGUUGCCCAUAAAGAUGGGAAGCCCAUUGGAAUCCAGAGCCUGAAGCUGUACCUUGGUGAAGAUAAACUCAAGGAGUUGAUAAAUUUCACGCUGCACUACAUUGCAGACUUGGAUAUUCCAAUCAAAAGGGGAACAUUUAUAGAGUUCCGAAAUGGAAUGCUCAACGUGUCACCGAUUGGUCGCAACUGCAGCCAAGAAGAAAGAGACGAGUUCGAGAGAUAUGAUAAGGUUCAAAACAUUAGACCAAAGAUGGUGGCUGAACUUCGUGAGCGGUUUGCACAUCUUAACCUUACAUUCUCAAUUGGAGGACAGAUUAGCUUCGAUGUCUUCCCUAGAGGUUGGGACAAGACUUACUGCUUGCAGUACCUUGAAGACUUCAAUGAAAUUCAUUUCUUCGGUGACAAAACCUAUGAGGGUGGAAACGAUUAUGAAAUUUAUGAAUCACCAAAAACAAUUGGCCAUUCAGUUACUAGUCCAGAUGAUACAAUGGCUAAAUGCAAAGCUCUGUUCAUGUCUUGAAAAACAACUGUCCAUCUCAGGAACACAAUGCGAGAGAUUGACUAUUCUUGGCGAAUUUUCACAACUUUUGAUUUUUUACAUUACAAGAAACGGAGACAAGUAUGUUUGCAUACUGAUUCCGUAUGUUUUGAAUUUUGGUUCAGAAAAAUAAAACAUUUGGUUAUAAUCUUUGUUUCAGAACAAGAACUGGUUUUCCUCAUAGCUAAGAUUAAAGAAAGUAUACUCUUUUUAAAAA